CUGAGGAGGGUUGCAGUGAAAAAAGCAAUCUGCCUUAUACCUUAUGCCAACAUGGGGUAAAUUAAUGAGUUGCCCAACAUUGCAAAAGUUCCCUCACGUCUAUACUGAAGGUUUUUUAAACUUAUUCCGCUUAGGCUAAACUUAAAAUCACUAUAAAACGCGAAUUUAAUCGUAUUUAUAUGCGCAAUAAGAAAUCUGCAGUAAAAGUAAUAUGAAAUGGUAUUGUGUGAUAACAUUGUGUGUUUUCUGCGCGGCCCCUGCAACAUUCAUUUCCAGUGAAUCGGAGGCUUUACAACAGGCUUUUGUGUUAGUUGAUCUUCUUAAAUCAGAAUAUGCAAGAAUGAACAAACAAAAUUCCUUUUUGAGAACUGGAGUGGCUGUAAGUACACCUGAACAGCCGACUUGCCCAACUACAAAACACCCUGCGAAUAAUGAUCAUUCAUUCCCGUUGGACGGAGGAAGUCUUGCAGUCCCUUCCCGACGACUUCUCUUAAACAAUUUGACCCCGGGCUCCGCAAAUAAUGCGUGGAAACGUUUACGUCUUAAGAGCAGGCGGCUGGAAUACGACGACAUGUUUGGGCCGCAUCCUGGUGAAAAACACAAAGAACCCACAUCUCAAGCUCAACCAACGUCAAUUGGUAGGCCAACAUCAAACUUAGCAACAUCCAUACCACCACCACCUUUAGCAGAAAGCACGAUUUUGACAGCCUCAGAAGUUACACAUCUCUCAACACGUUCUUCUAUAGAUUAUGAGCAGACCAUAAAAGCAAAAAUAGAAGGCCAUAAAGCCGUCAAAUUAAAAUUGACCAACCAAAAGAAACCUACGAGUAGAGACCCCGUCGUCGAACAGGUGGCAUCCGAGAUCAUGAACGAAAUGAAGGACAAGACUAAUUCUAAAUUUAAGGUCGAAAUAGCACCGCUUUUCACUGCUAAAACAGAACCAUACACUAGAUUUGAGAAUGUCAAAGGGACCUACAGGAUCCAUCAAGCUACCAGCAAAAGAUAUCCUAUUCCCUUACCAGAAAAUAACGCGUUUUGCUUCUAUCAUCCAGAUAGUCCAUUGUGUCGAACAUUCAUUUAAUCACUUAUUCUAAUACGAGUACAGUAGUCCCCCUAUAAUAUGGUAGCCCUAUCUUGAUUUCCGUUCCCCAUACGUGGAUUAUUAAUAUUUCUGUAUAAUCUGAAAUUAAUAAUUUAUUGUUAUUUUUUAAUAUUGCUCCAACUCGGCAAAAAGGUAUUUUUUCUUCGUAAAGAUAUUCAUUUUACCAGUUAAACUAGUUUUUGACUUAGGAUUCAGACUACCUACUCGAACUUGACUAUUAAAUAUUACUUAGGCUGGUUUUAGUGUCACGCCGACCACACGCGCAUCGUCGGCGCUGAUGGUCGAGAUAAAUGAACUGACAGCCACAAUGAUAUACAUAAUGACGCGUAGCUAACAGCGCGCCAUAAUUAUCGUAUGUGGGCUAAUAAGGCAUAUGGCAAAUUAGGUGAUUAAACUUGAAGCAACUUCAGUCGUGCUUUAGUUACUUAGUAACAAAGUGUGUGAACGUAAGCAUUCCUAUCAUAAAUUGUUGCUAAAUUAAAAUAAAAAUACAAUAUAUUUU
Molecule: messenger RNA, 1604 nt
Organism: Pieris rapae (cabbage white)
Lineage: Eukaryota; Metazoa; Arthropoda; Insecta; Lepidoptera; Pieridae
Exons: 5
Coding region: 212-1081 (289 amino acids)
Source: RefSeq, a predicted model, not a curated record